UUCGCAGCAAAAAGCAUUCUGGUAGCUUGCUUCAAAGAGUACCAAGAUGAAAUUCGCCGUAUUUGCCUUUGUUUGUUUGCUCAGUACCUUCGUCUCUGCCGAAGAGGUCGAGGAGUUGGGAUAUGACUGGGACAACAUCAAAAGUCUCGAUAUCUUCGUAGAACCUAUCGGGCCCGCUGAAUACGUUCCUCCCCAAGCCGGACUUAGAAUCAUCGGUGGAAACGUUGCUGCACGUAAUGCCUUCCCUUACCAAGCUGCCCUCAUCAUCAACAACUCUGGUUUCUGCGGUGGUUCCAUCAUCAGCAACCAAUGGGUUCUGACUGCUGCUCACUGUGUUGACACCGCCAGCUCUGUUCAAUUGAUUCUUGGUGCUCACAACCCAUCCACCACAGUGAACGAACCCACUCAGGUUCGUGUUGUCGCAAACGCCCGUGUGGUUCACACCGGAUGGAACGGAAACACCAUGCAAAACGACAUCGCUCUUCUUAGGGCCGCCUCCAUCCCAGUUGGUUCCUCCGGAAUUUCCUCUGUCUCUUUGGCUCCAGCCUCCUCUGGAACUUUCGCUGGAUCCACCGCUGUUCUCUCCGGAUGGGGCAGAACCAGUGAUGCCAGCAACUCCAUCGCCGCUGAAUUGAGGACCGUUCAAUUGCCCAUCAUCACCAACGCCGUGUGUGCUAACUCCUACGGAACCAUCAUCACCAAUCAAAUCAUCUGUACUUCGGGAGCCGGCAACCGUGGAGCUUGCAAUGGUGACUCUGGUGGCCCAUUGGUUGUAAGCGGUGUUGAAGUUGGUGUUGUCUCCUUCGGAUCCAGACUUUGCGCUGCCGGAAACCCAACUGCCUACGCUAGAGUUUCCGCCUUCAGAGCAUGGAUCACCUCCAACUCUGGCGUCAAGAACGGACAUUUUCGACUUAAACCAGUUAAGUUUGAUGCCAAGAUGAAAAUUGCUCUGUUCGCUUUGGUCUCCCUAAUUGGUGCAGUUGCUGCAACUGAAACCUUAGAGGAAUUUGGCUAUGACUGGGACAACAUCAAAGGUCUAGAUCUAUUUGUAGAGCCAAUUGGGCCAGCUGAAUAUGUGCCUCCUCAAGCGGGACUAAGAGUGAUCAAUGGAAACGUGGCUGCCAGAGGCGCCUUCCCCUAUCAAGCUGCCCUCAUCAUCAACAACUCCGGUUUCUGCGGAGGUUCCAUUAUCAGCAACCUCUGGGUAUUGACUGCUGCUCAUUGCGUUGACACAGCUUCUUCCGUCCAAGUGAUCCUUGGCGCUCACAAUCCAAGAACCACCGUGAAUGAGCCAACUCAGGUCAGACUUGCUGCCAAUGCCCGUGUUGUGCACACAGGAUGGACCGCCAGUACUCUGCAAAACGACAUUGCUGUCCUCAGAACUGCUAAUAUUCCGGUUGGACAAACUGGAAUUUCUACUAUUGCCUUGGCCCCUGCUAACUCUGGAACGUUUGCCGGAUCUACUGCCGUUUUCUCUGGCUGGGGUAGAACGAGCGACGCCAGUACCACCAUCGCUAAUGAGCUGAAAACUGUUCAAUUGCCAGUUAUUACCAACGCUGUUUGUGCCAGCGCUUAUGGAAGCAUCAUCACCACCCAAAUCCUCUGCACUUCAGGAGCAGGAAACCGUGGAGCCUGCAGUGGUGAUUCUGGAGGUCCCUUGGUGAUCAACGGGGCUGAAGUUGGAAUCGCUUCUUUUGCAGCCAGACAGUGUGCGGCUGGACAUCCAACUGGAUUUGUCCGAGUAUCCUUCUUUAGAAACUGGAUUGCAUCCAAUUCCGGUGUAUAAAACACUGUUUUUUUUGUAAAUAAUUUGUAAUAUAUUUGAUUAAUAACAA
Molecule: messenger RNA, 1835 nt
Organism: Dendroctonus ponderosae (mountain pine beetle)
Lineage: Eukaryota; Metazoa; Arthropoda; Insecta; Coleoptera; Curculionidae
Product: transmembrane protease serine 9
Exons: 8
Coding region: 47-1786 (579 amino acids)
Biological process (GO): proteolysis
Molecular function (GO): serine-type endopeptidase activity
Source: RefSeq, a predicted model, not a curated record